This is a messenger RNA of Polychytrium aggregatum, 4494 nucleotides long. RefSeq lists its product as uncharacterized. Bases 232 to 4290 code for a protein of 1352 amino acids. The transcript has 12 exons. Lineage: Eukaryota; Fungi; Chytridiomycota; Chytridiomycetes; Polychytriales. The record is from RefSeq and is a predicted model, not a curated record.
CGGCGGCGCCGGAUACGAACGCACCUGGCUUCGAGGGGUCAUCACAUAGGCGAGCGAGGAAACCGUCGCCGGCCCACAAACGGCCAUCUUGAUCAUCAGUGGCGAUCCAUUCUUCCCAGUACCAAAAGCCAGUCAUCGACAGCUUGGUGCUUCGACUGCACAACGGCCGCAUCUCUGCCCGCACACCAACCCGGUAGCUUCGCUGACCUUCUCCCCCGGUUCAAGCCCACCAUGCAUGCCUCAAUCCUUUCGUGGGAAUCCGACAGCGAGCCAGAAAAUAAUUCUCGGACACCACGCUUUGAAAAUUCUGCACCAGUCGUCGCAGUUACAGAUGUCGACACCGACAGCCCAGAGCAAGGUUCAUCCGCUCCGGCCAAAGUCGCUGGGUCGGUCGGCCUGAUUGAGGAGCAGCCCGCCAAAUCGGACGUCCAAGAUAAAGAGGAUGUCAAUGAUAUCUUCAGGAAUGAAGCAAAGCGCCUCGAAGCUUAUGAGGACGAUAUUGAUCUUUCGGACGACGAUGUUGCUCGUGAACUGGGAGAGCCAAAGACCACUAGCAGUGAUGAGCUCGGCCGAUAUUCCAUCUCCACCAAGAGAACCGAGGAGUUUGAGAAAGAUCAAGAAGAAGGUGGUGCAAGUGAAGACUCGGCCUCAUAUGGAAGUCAAUACGACUCUGACGGUAACGAGGUCCUGAAGGCCGAUCAGUUCCAAGAGUUUCUUGAACUCAAGUCCCGCUUGAAAGAUACGAACGCCUUCAAGAGCAUUGAAUUGAGUGGAAAGGGAAUAUCCAGAGCCAAGCUCGCUUUGAAGGCAGAGACCGAGCGAAUCAAGCGAGAAACCGUCAUUGAACUCCCAUUCCGAAAAGGAUCCAUGAAUAUGUCGACUUUCCUGGAUAAAUUCAAAGCUCCUACCGUGGCCCCCCUCCCAUCUGUUGAUCCUAUCAGGGACUUCUCCAGCAAUGCUGAUCAAGCCUCGCUUUCUGGCAAUGCUGUUAAUGAUGAGUUCGCAGUGGAGGUGGCUUCCCAGCCGAUCGAAUCUAUCCGACCAGGGCUGCCCGACAGAGUCUUCGAUUCCCCCACAAUAUUCGCGGACAAAGAUCAACUGCCCCGUAUCUCUAUCCAUGCCGUACCUAGCGAUGGCCCACUUCAGACUCCCGAGCGUUCAUCUCAGAGGAAGCACGUCAUCGUUCCAGCCGACGGCGAGCACAAGCGCAACGCCAAGAAGUUUACUACAUCAGUGCACCCCAUCCGUCCACUGUCCAAGCUCUCGUCAUCACUGAGACAGACGAAUCUUGAGCAUUUAAACCUCGCCGGCGAUGGCCCGCUGGACUUGCAUGACAAUCACGAUUUUGAUAUCGAGGUGUGCGAGAUAGUCGAUCUCCGAAUUCGAUCCAAACAAGCUGUCAAGUCUGAUAUUCCUGUCGCAUUUCAAACAAUACCUCAAAUGGCACAUAUGACCCGCAGUCCUGCUGACAUCUUGAGGGAAAGAAACAACCGCCUUAAAAAGAUGGCUCAUGAUCAAAUGCGCGAGCGCCGGCUCACUGAAGAAGCUCAAUGUAAAGCGCGCAUCGAAGAAAAGAAAGCCAAAAAAUGCACAGAACAAUGCACUCUCUCCGACAAUCCAGAGCCCCUGACCGAGGACUUACCGACAUUGCUGGAGCGAACUGGGCAGCACUCAGCACCUCUGGAAUCUGAGGACGUAUUUUCUUCCGGCCAAGCUGACACUUGGCCAAUGGAUGGCUUGGUUACUCGAGAGGAUAGUGCUGAUGCUGAUGGAUAUUCAAACUCCAAGAGCCUGGAUAUGCGCAAUCAUGAAGGAUCCAAGACAGCAGAUGAUGAUUCCACAAUCGACAAUACCUCGACGGUACCAGAGAGUCAGCGCUUGUUGGCAUCGGGUCUGAUGCAUUUCAAUCAAGUCUCCAUGAAUGAGCGAUCGACUCUGGGCAUUGGCGGUACCCAGCCCUUGGAUGCCCCGGCCGCUAAUAACCCUGCGACAACUCGCAUUGGUACUUUCGAUGAAGAUCUGAGCAACCCCGUCGAAUCGUUAGCCAAGCGGCAAUUUAACCAGGCUGGAUCUAUUUGCAUGCCGAGUCUUCCAAAGAAAGGCAGUCUCCUUCAUUUUUUCAACACGGCGCUACCCAAGUCACACCCGAGCGAAACGACAGGCGGACUUGCAAGUGCAGCCACCCGCAUGCCCGAAAGCUCGCAAUUUAUGAGCGAUGAGCUUGAGCAAUUGCUCUCAGCCCCUUUUUCGGAGACCGGCGAUGAACGGACACCGGCGCUGUCGGCUCGAAGGCGCCUAAACGUCAGUAGCAUGCGGGAUCGAGAUGGAUAUGUUUUAUGUGAUCCUCCGACUCAAACAUACACCACUGAAGGCAUUCCUGUAACCGCGCUCGCGGUCGACAGCGCAGCAUGUGAAGCCACCCAGCACAUUUCCACAAAUUCAGCUGAAUCACUAUCGCGUCGGCAAAACAAAAGAUCAAAUUUGAUCCUCGAUGACGAUGAUGAAGCCGAUGGUGGUUAUGGUGAUAGAGAUGUAAAGCCCGUGAUCGACGUGUUUGCCCCUCGUUCCGGCUCUCGCAGACAUGACGAAGCACGAGCUUCAGAGCCUGCGGGUCGUGAUGGCCAAGCCAAGCGAAUGAAGAGAGAACACUCAAUCUCUCUUGGUCGCUCAAAACGCAUAUUUGAUCUCAGCGACGACGAGGGCAGUAGUCUUGGAAAUGCUCCCAUUAUCGGCAAUCUCCUUGGCGAUCUGCAUACAACCGAUGCCGAUGAUGAAGAGGAUGGUGUUGACGAGAAUGACGAUGGCGCAACCGGGACUGAGGCAUACCACGACAGCCAUGAGGUUAGCAGCAGUGAAAGAACCCAGACUUUUGACGCGAACGGCUUUCUGGGGCUCAGCAACGAAGCGUACAUGAGCCGUCAACAGGCAAAUCAUCGCGCUCCAGUGGAGCUCGCUAGCCGUAGGGGAGAAGCAGUGAGUUGGUCGUCGAGUCAGAACCUGUUGAUGGCUGAGUCUCCCAUGGAUCCUGGCUUGACUUUACAUCGUCUACACGAGGCUGCACUCUAUCCAACAAAUGCGGGCUCGCCCCGGGAUUCAACAUUCCCGAUCAAGCCUCCGCAAUCCGUUUUCAUUGAAGGCGAAGCCGUGGAAGAAGAGGACGAGUUUAUGGGAAUAGGCGGGCCUGAUGAAGACGAAGAUGCUCAGAAUGAUGAGCCCCUCGUUUGUUCUGGAGACGAGGACGAGAUUGAGACGUUUGACGACAUUAUCGAGCUUCACAGACAACAAAUGAAAGAGCGCGAUGACGUUGAGACAUCGGAGCUCAUCAAAGACGUAACAUCGGGAAGCCUCCAUCGACGGGCGAUGCGCCGAAACCGUGAGGAAGUUGGCAAAGGCCUUGAUCUCAGUGACGAAGAAUCGGACGAGGAGCUUUUGCGGAUCAUGAGAAUACAACAACGCAGUCUCAGGGACAGAAAGCCGAGAGAUGGCCCCGAAUCCGAAACAGAUGCCUUUCGCAGAUGCUUCGAAAUUGACAAUGACCGAUCCGCAUUUUUCGUGGAGGAUGACUACAUGCCAGUCACGAACUUGCGAGCGACCCUUGCGCGUCAGCUGAGCGGCAUUAGUACAACAUCAUCAAGUUCGAGCGCCGGUGCCCAAACAGCAUCCAAUCAGCAUCCUCUGGGCUCCAAUCUGAUCCUGAAGCAUCGGGCUGCCAAACCCCCUUUACGACAGUCGUCGAAUGUCACCAAUCCGGAAGACGAGAUGGCAGAUGAGAGCCUUGCUGGCGAUGAUUGUGUUAAUGAUCAUGGUUUUUCGUCGCCUGGUGCCUUGGACGUUGGGGAUUUUGAACGGAAGGCUAUUCUCACCCUGCUGGACGAAAGCUCGUCACCGCAUUUGCGCCGAAAACACCUCCGGCCGAAGAAGAUAGCCGCUAACCCACACUCCUAUAUGUCAAGAACUUUGAACACAAGCCUCGGUUUCCUGAGAGAGGCUCGCGGCACAGCAUCCUUGGCAGUCACGGACCCUGGCUCGGCUCCAGGCUUUUCAAAAAUUGAGGAUCUCGAUAUCCAUGGUCUGGGCUCGCCAUCGGGCCCGUCCAAGAAAACCAGUCGCCGGAACAUGACCUUCAAGGUAGUCACUCAAAAAGAACUCGAUGCCAACGCAGCAGCUGCAGCAAAAGCCUUGGAGAGAGAUGCGGAAAGACAACCUCGGUCCAAAGGCGAAAUCGCACGGUCACUUGCCUCGCAGACAGCUUUUGGGAGACUCCCAUCCAAAGGGAACUCCAAACGCUAAACCCCGCGAUAUCGGCUCUUCCUCUGUGACUAAGCGCUCGCUGAGUCUGAAAAUAGAGCGAAGCGUCUGUGUGGGCUCCUGGGGACGAUUCCUGGAUUCUGAAUACACAUGUCUGUCGGACGUAUCGGCCCCGAUUGGUCCGAUGGCCGAUUCGUCGUGUUCUGGGCAAGGAUCGCACGUGCCUCAUUUCGGGGCUGGGUCCGC